Molecule: messenger RNA, 1902 nt
Organism: Colossoma macropomum (tambaqui)
Lineage: Eukaryota; Metazoa; Chordata; Actinopteri; Characiformes; Serrasalmidae
Gene: bcl2b
Product: BCL2 apoptosis regulator b
Exons: 2
Coding region: 767-1390 (207 amino acids)
Biological process (GO): extrinsic apoptotic signaling pathway in absence of ligand; intrinsic apoptotic signaling pathway in response to DNA damage; negative regulation of intrinsic apoptotic signaling pathway
Cellular component (GO): mitochondrial outer membrane
Molecular function (GO): protein heterodimerization activity; protein homodimerization activity
Source: RefSeq, a predicted model, not a curated record
AAAAAAAAAAAAAAAGACACUGAAUGAUUUGAAUGGGUGACGUAGCGCGGAGGAAAUGCCUCAGUGAUGUGUAAAGGGAGGAGGUGGAGGAGGAGGAGGGGCAGAUCCUGCAGGACUUGACUCGCAGUAGGUUUUUCAGCCACUGCUGCGCUCACAGACAACUUGGGCAGACUUGUGGGGGACAUCUGAGCCUCGGACAGGACCGGAGCGGAGGCUGAGGGCUCGUCUGUUGAGGAAGAAGAAGAAGCUGGAAUACACAUUUAAAGGGCUUUGCCUUGCUCUCCUCUUCCUGCCUCCCUCCCUCUCUCCCUGGGCUGGACUCCGCUCUGUUCACACGGUGCAGGAUCGUGGGAAAACUCCGCAGAUCGCUGCACGAAGCUGGGCUGCUGGUCUCCAGGUGACACCGAGGUGGGUCCGGCUGCGAGGAAUUUUCUAGUUGCGCUUGGGGGGCUGCUUCAUUUUUCUGCCCCCCCCCCCCGACCUGCAUUGCAUUGCAUUGCACUGCAUUCCCGCCUCCCCCCCCUUCGUGCACCACUACUGCAAGGCUGCGCGCGUGCACCAACUUGCCAAGCGUGCCUCUUGUUUUCUCGUGCCAAAAAAAAAAAAAAUGAAUUGCAACCUUGCGUGAUUUGCAACCAGCAGAAGAAGAGUUGCAUUGCGUGAAAGCAAUGGGGAUGUGAUUGUGCGCGUGCAUUAACUGGUGUGCAUUUAUUAUUAUUGUUAUUUUUUUAAUUAUUGGGUUUUUUUUGGAGCUGAUCUGACAGACAUGGCCAGCAAGAAGGAGAAGGUGUACGACAGCCGGCAGAUAGUGGAGAAGUAUCUGCACCACAAGCUGGCCAAGAGCGGCCACGCGUGGGAGGAGGAAGGAGGAGAAGAGGGAGAGGAGGAUGAAGAAGAAGGAGAGGGGGAAGAGGAGAAAAGGGUGCACCAGGCUCCGGCGGCCGUGCACGGAGCGCUGAGGGAGGCGGGGGACGAGCUGGAGCGCCUGUAUCGGUCCGAUCUGACCGAGAUGACCGGGCGCCUGGAGCUGGAGCCCGCGGCCGCGAGCCGGAGCUUCGCGGCGGUGGCCGACGAGCUGUUCCGGGACGGGGUGAACUGGGGGCGGAUCGUGGCGUUCUUGGAGUUCGGCGCGGCCGUGUGCGUGGAGCGGCGGCGAGCGGCCGAGAGCAUCACCGCCGACGUGGCUCGCUGGAUGACCGAGUAUCUAAACGGGCCGGUGCUGAAGGGAUGGAUCCGGGACAACGGAGGAUGGGACGCCUUCGUGGAUCUGUACGGCCGGCAGAAGGAGUCGGUUUUCAGCAGUUCCUGGCCGUCCAUAGUGACCGUGUUCAGCCUGGCGGCGCUGGGGGCCGUGGGCUUCACCAUAGGAGCGUAUCUCGCUCAGAAAUGAACAGCUCCCUCCUUCUCCCUCUCUAUUCCCCUUCUGUCUCUUCGUCUUUCCUCUCGGCCCCUCAGAGAUGCUCCCGUCCCGGACUCUUCAAAGACUCUCCCCUCCGCUCUCUCUCCCUCAGUUUCAAAGCAAAAGCGCAAACAGCAGGAAAUGGACACGCCGCCCCCACAUCAGAAAUGGGAGGACACUAAUGGGAGGACUAAACCAGAAAAAAGACGAGGAGAAAAAGUGUCUGGUUCCGUUUUAACAGUAUCUUAAGAGGUGCUGGUGUUUAUCUGUACAGUGAACAGGUUUCUUUCAGCAUUUACAUGUUCACCUCAGACGAGCGUUAGGUGUUUAAAGUACUGUUGGAGCUGGAUUGGUACCCAGUGGAGGUCGUGUAGCGUCAUUUUUAACUGGCCGAUUGGUUCAGUAUCUGUGUAAUUUCCACUAACAGAUAACCUGCAAUUAUUACAGUCAGACUGUAAAACUACACACUGCAGAUUCAUACUGGAUUAAAAUCACUCCACAAU